AUGCCUUUCAGCCCGGCAACUGUAAGCUUAGCUGUUCAUCGCAUCGGCAAGACGUUACUACUUGACGAAUUUAAUGUCGACAGAUUACUAGCGGAUGCUACUAAGAUUGAAAAUUGGGACUGGCUUAAGAACUUUUAUUGCGAGCAGUUAAAUAAACCUAAGGCCGCCUUUCAACAGAACGUAAUUUGGAAAUUUGAAAAUAUUAAAAUGCUAGUGGGUUCAAAUAUGCCGAUAUUUGGGAGAGGAACCCAUCCUGCUGUUAGUUUACGACAUGGAGAAUUUGGGAAGCCCAUUAAUGUUCUGACUGGCCUAGAUUAUUGGCUGGAUAAUCUGAUGUGUAAUGUUCCCGAAUUAGCAAUGUGUUAUCAUUUGAACGGAAUCGUUAAACUAAUAAAAGAUAUUGCGAGAAACAUUCUAUCGUUUCUUAAGUCCAACUGUACGCAAGAAGGUCACACAUACUGGCUUUUAAAAGAUAAACACGAAGAUAUUAUUAAAUUGUAUGAUUUAACUUCACUCUGUGCAGAGAUUUACACCCUUGCAAAUCAGAUGUUAAGUGAACUCUUAAUCGACAUUACUGAAUUAAAGUCGGGAUGCCAAUGUAUCGAAAGCUCCACCGAGAAUUCUGAUGCAGAUCAGCUUUUAAAGUAUGAAUGCAACAGAUACUGUGAUAGCUGUAUCAAAUGCUUACCAAGUACAAGAAAUGAAACCAGCGUUACGAAGAACAUAAUAGUUAAUGAAACAUCCGUUGUAAAUUUCAAAGCCGAGUCCACGGAUGAUAUCUUAUUUUCAGAAGUUAAUACCCGAACUCCUAAGCCUAUUCCUGUAGUAGGAAAUAGUGAAGAGAACUACAGGAAAGCGCUGAAGCACAUCUCUCAGGGUCUAGAAAGUACGGCUAAUAUUCGAAGAGCAGCGAUUAUAGAGGCUGGAAUCAAUAUCAGAGGAAGAAGACUGUACCAAAUGGAUAAAACUGAAUCAUGCUUAGCAUGUGCUAACGCUAAAUGCAUAACUAAUAAUAAAUGCAAUCAUUCCAGCUUGCGCAAGAAAAAUGAAGAAUUAUCGGAAAGCUGCUUUUCAACUGAAGAUAGCAAGUAUUUAUCAACAAUAAUCUUUAUGAAACAAGCGAAACGAGCCUGCUUAAAACUAGCGCAUAUUAAGGACCUGAGCCUGAAAUAUGGCGCUGCAGUACGAUUUUUAAAAUUAUCUUUGGCAUGUGAUGAAUUUCUGCUUAAUGAAUGUCGCACAGCCGAAUGCCAAUUUCACAGAAAUUCAAUACAGGCCGCAUUAGUCAAGGCAGGAGAUAUAUUUUUGAAAGUUACAAAGGUACCAGGUCGCAUCCGCAACUUUCAGGUGUGCUUUCAUGAUUCGUAA
Trichoplax adhaerens is the source of this 1368-nucleotide messenger RNA. RefSeq lists its product as uncharacterized. The transcript has 12 exons. The record is from RefSeq and is a predicted model, not a curated record. NCBI's taxonomy places the organism in Eukaryota, Metazoa, Placozoa, Uniplacotomia, Trichoplacea, Trichoplacidae. The coding region runs from base 1 to 1368 and encodes 455 amino acids. Gene Ontology annotation, biological process: positive regulation of DNA-templated transcription.